GGGAUCAAAUACUAUUUGAAUUCUCUCAAAUAGUGUUUUGCCUCCUGUGAACUUUGCCAUGAGGAAUGACAGGCUUCGGAGUCUGCCUGGUAUGCCACUGCCUUAUAACUGGUGUACCUUAUUUAUGAAGUCAGCUGCACAGACCAGGGGAGGAGGGACUUUGCAAAUUUGAGUGAGUGAGUGAGAGUGUGUGUGAGAGAGCGAGACCAAAACACACAGUGAAAUAGACGGAGGAAGGAAGAGAACAACGUGAGCCAAGGUAGUAGGAGAGUCUUGGGUUACAGGAGCGUUAAGGCGGUUGGGUUUGUUGGCGAGGAUCAUAGCAGGGGAUCUAUUUGUCCUCUGUCUGUAUCCCUCCCGACCGUGGACCCCAGGAGAGUUAGGGGCCGGUGGGCCAGAGGGGACAAGGGCGUGGGGUAGCAUGGGACAGAGUGCCAGCGACGCGGAGACAGUGCCCCGGCAACACCAACCGCAACCUGCUCAACACAACACUGAUGAUGAGGUGGACUUGCAGCAUAGUACGACAGGGAGCGAGGCGGGGAACUCAUCAGGCGAAACCCCUCCCUCCAAACGCAAGGGCAAGUUCUCCAGCUUCGGCAAUAUGUUCAAGCCCUGGAAGUGGAGGAAGAAGAAGAGCAGUGAGACGUUUCUGGAAACCUCAAUAGUGUUGGAGAGGAAGAUCUCGGUAAGGAGACCUCGUCAGGAGCUAAUCGACAGGGGAGUGCUGAAAGAACUUCCAGAGAAUGAGAGCAACGAUGUGAACCACUCCAAAGUUCCGGGGGUGAAGAAUGGCCAGCCAGUAUCCAUGGACGUUGACCGGGUCUCAGAGUUAGGGGUCAGGGGGUCGCGGGGGGAGCCAGGCCCAGGGCUCAACCCCACUUGGUUGCCCCAGGGAGUGGACCCCCGGCGGGGCACUGUCCCUUCAGAUGACCCCCGGAGCAGGAGCAGGGUGCCCUCCGAUGCCUCUCGCUCCAACCGAGCCCCACUGGACGUAGACUCGCACGCCAGGCUAUCGGCCAUAGAUCUGGAGAGACGGAGCAGACUGCCCUCUGACGUGUCGGGGGAAAGGAGGAAAGGAGGGUCACUACCGAGAGGACCUGCUCCUGAGGAUGGGAAGCACCGGAGAGAGGGGAAAGAGGACAAGCGAGAGGAGAGGAGAGAUGGGAAAGAGGAGAGGAAAGGAGAGAGGAGAGAUGGGAGAGAGGAGAGGAGAGCGGAUGGGAAAGGGGAGAGGAGAGAUCCUUGUGAUGAGAGAGAAAGAAAGGAUCAGAGGGAGGAGAGAGACCGGGAGGGAGGCGAACGGAGGGAUGAUAAAGACAACAAGGAAAAGAGAGACAGGAGAGAUGACAGGGAGAGGAGAGAAGAUAGGGAAAGGAGGGACAGAGAUAAUCGAGAGGAGGACAAGGAGAAGAGAGAUGGGAAGGGAGAAAAAGAUGACCGGAGAGAGGGAAAAGAGAAAAGAGACGAGAAGAGAGAUGAUCGAGAGAGGAGGGAUGACUGGGAAAUAAAAGAUGACAAGAGAAUCGAUUGUGAAAGGAGAGAUGCUCGUGAUCGCAGGGACGAUGGUGAGGAGAAGGAUAGGAGAAGGAGUCCUAGGGCUGGGAAACCAGAGACUAUCUUGAGACCUGUAGAAGGGAGUCGUCCGGUGGUCAGACCCCACUCUGAGAUGGAGCUGAGGCCCAGUCUCCAGAAGACCUCCUCAGAGGACCUCCGUACCAGGGUCCGCCCUGCCUCCGAGACUUACUGUGGAAGCACCUUGCCCAGGUACAUACCAUCUGAGGAGACCAAACGAGGGGAAACCCGCGGAAGAGCAGAGUCCACUGGUGUCCGCUUCGCUCCUGGCCCCACCCCAGACUCUGACUCCGCCUUUAACUCCUCCUCCUCCCGGAGAGCUCAGCCUCCUACCAAACAGGCCAUGCUCCCUCCCAAGGGCCAACCCACCACCACCUCCUCCACGGAGCCUGGCCGGACCUCCACCCCACCUUCCUCCUCCUCCUCCUCUACUUCCUCCACCUCCUCUGCUAUAGCGGUGGCCAAGCCACCCAGGACUGUUUCCCUGGUCAUCAGUGAUGACCCUCCUCCCACCCACUCCAACCCUGUUCCCCUUGUACGGUCCAGCCAGGUACCCCCCUCCUCCACCACGGGGGAAUCGGCCACUCCUCCACCCGUACCCCCCCAUGCCAAGCAGCCACCUGUACCCCCACCCAAACUCACCAACCGCAACAGCAACCCCGCUCUGCUUGCGGAGCUCUCUCAGGCUGGCAGUGGUGUCAUCGUGUUUCCUGCCCCCACCAGGCGCUCUCCACCCACUCCGCCCAAGAGGAUGAUCACCAAGCGCCUCUCCGACGACCCGUCCCCUGAGGCAGAGGCCUCCUUCCCCUCUAGUUCUGCCCCUGUUCCAGUCCCAUACCUACUGUCUCUGUACCCCCCAGCACUGACCAAGAUGACAAUCAGGGACACCCUCAGAGCAGUAGGGUUCCAACUACCCACCUCUGACCCUGCACCACGACCUCUGCCCCAUAUACCCAUGUCCACUCCUAGCUCCCACCCCUACCUACCUCUCCCCAACCCUGUCUCCGUCCCCCUCCCUAUCCAUCAGAAGGAUCCUCCCAGCCCCACCACAGAGCCACCCAGCCACCCCCCAGCCUCAGUCCCAGCCAUCCCUCUGCACAUCCUGAUCCAGCGGGCCCUGUGCUCCCCAAGCCCGGCCCAGGCUAACCCAGACGGAUCCCAGAGAGCCCACUCCAUGCUGUUUGAGUCCCCUCCAGAGUUCCUCACUGAGGCUGGAGGCCGACGCUCUCUACCCGUCACCAUAGAACUGCUCAGACUACCUGAGGAUGAUGACUUCAACAUGGAGGAGGAGUUGGAGAAGCUUCACCCCAGGCGGAUGCUGCCCUCCCAGCCCCCCAGGCAGCCUGAGCUGGAGUCCAGGAACAGAAGGGGUCUGAUAGGGGAACCCAGGGUCAGUGUGAUUCCAGAGGGCCGGGGGCCCGGAGACAGCAGUGAGGAGGAUGAAGAUGAGGAGACGGACUCUGACGGACCCAUCCUCUACAGAGAUGACGAUGAAGACGAGGACGAAGAUCCACCAAGUGCCUUGGCGAGCCGUGUGACGAGGAAGGACACCCUGGCCCUGAAGCUGGAGAGACAGCAGGAGAGAGAGGAGCAGGAGGGAGGAGAAGGACAGGACGGAGUCGGCCGGCAGAGCAGAGAGCAGUGGGAGGCACUCAGGAACAAGAUCGGUACUACGCUCAACAGGAGGUUGAGUCAGAGACCCACAGCAGAGGAGUUGGAGCAGAGAAACAUCCUUCCAGCCAGGAAUGAAGCUGAUAUCAGGGCAGAGAGGAGCGAGAUCAAACGCAGACUAACCAGAAAGCUGUCCCAGAGGCCCACCAUAGCAGAGCUUCAGGCCAGGAAGAUCCUGCGUUUCCAUGAGUACGUAGAGUGUACCACAACUCAAGAUUACGACCGCCGUGCAGACAAACCCUGGACCAAGCUCACUCCCUCUGAUAAGGCUGCCAUCCGCAAGGAACUUAAUGAGUUCAAGAGCUCUGAGAUGGAGGUUCAUGAAGAGAGCAGGAUCUACACCAGAUUCCAUCGGCCUUAGCUGUGCUCCCUGUUCUGGCUGCAAAAGAAGCACUAAAAUGCAAUACGGAGCCGGGGGUUUGCAGGACUUCAAUAUGGAACGCACAGACCCCCUGGUGACUGCAAUAUCUAGUCCCUUGUCCUGGAACAAGCCUGUUCCUCUCCCGGAAGGCACACUAUUGAUGGCUGAAAUAA
Salvelinus sp. IW2-2015 is the source of this 3777-nucleotide messenger RNA. RefSeq names its product phosphatase and actin regulator 4A. NCBI's taxonomy places the organism in Eukaryota, Metazoa, Chordata, Actinopteri, Salmoniformes, Salmonidae. Gene Ontology annotation, molecular function: actin binding. Gene Ontology annotation, biological process: actin cytoskeleton organization; neural crest cell migration. The record is from RefSeq and is a predicted model, not a curated record.